Molecule: messenger RNA, 3067 nt
Organism: Salvia hispanica
Lineage: Eukaryota; Viridiplantae; Streptophyta; Magnoliopsida; Lamiales; Lamiaceae
Product: ATPase 8, plasma membrane-type
Biological process (GO): proton export across plasma membrane
Cellular component (GO): membrane
Molecular function (GO): ATP hydrolysis activity; P-type proton-exporting transporter activity; ATP binding
Source: RefSeq, a predicted model, not a curated record
AAGUUAUUGCUUGGCAGGCACACACUGUUAAGCAAUAAGGAAAGAGAUACAAACUUUUAUCUCUUUCCACUUGAACCAUAAAUAAUAAACCAUGGCUUCCGGCAUUUCCUUAGAAGAUAUAAGAAAUGAAACAGCUGAUCUUGAGAAGAUCCCCGUUGAGGAAGUGUUCGCAGCGUUGAAAUGCACAAGGGAGGGAUUGACCUCAGCCGAGGGCGAAACGCGCCUCCAUAUUUUCGGGCCUAAUAAGCUGGAGGAGAAGAAGGAUAGCAAGUUCCUCAAAUUUUUAGGCUUCAUGUGGAAUCCUCUUUCUUGGGUGAUGGAGCUUGCUGCUAUCAUGGCUAUUGCUUUGGCAAACGGAGGCGGGAAGCCUCCGGACUGGCAGGACUUUGUUGGGAUUAUGGUGCUUCUCAUCAUCAACUCGACCAUCAGUUUCAUCGAGGAGAACAAUGCUGGAAACGCUGCCUCCGCUCUCAUGGCUGGCCUUGCCCCGAAAUGCAAGGUCUUGAGAGACGGAAAGUGGUGCGAGCAUGAUGCCUCUAUCCUUGUUCCGGGAGACUUGAUCAGUGUCAAGCUUGGUGAUAUUAUUCCGGCUGAUGCUCGUCUCUUGGAGGGAGAUCCUUUAAAAAUCGAUCAGUCGGCCCUCACCGGUGAGUCCCUCCCUGUGACCAGGCACCCCGGUGAUGAGGUCUUCUCCGGGUCCACCUGCAAGCAAGGCGAGAUUGAGGCGGUUGUCAUUGCAACUGGAGUUCACACCUUCUUUGGAAAGGCUGCUCAUCUUGUUGAUAGCACCAACAAUGUGGGACACUUCCAGAAGGUGUUGACGGCUAUUGGCAACUUCUGCAUCUGCUCAAUCGGUGUGGGAAUGAUCAUUGAGAUUAUUGUGAUGUUCCCCAUCCAGCAGAGGAAGUACAGAGACGGGAUCGACAACCUGCUCGUGCUGCUGAUUGGAGGGAUUCCGAUUGCCAUGCCAACCGUGCUGUCUGUGACCAUGGCUAUCGGGUCCCACAGGCUCUCGGAGCAAGGGGCCAUCACCAAGAGGAUGACGGCCAUUGAGGAAAUGGCCGGCAUGGAUGUUCUCUGCAGUGACAAGACGGGAACGCUCACGCUCAACAAGCUCACCGUUGACAAGGCUCUGAUUGAGGUGUUCCCCAAGAAGAUGAGUCCGGAUACUCUCAUGUUGCACGCGGCCCGGGCUUCUAGGGUGGAGAACCAGGACGCCAUCGAUGCUUCGAUUGUCAACACGCUCGCUGACCCUAAGGAGGCGAGAGCCGGGAUCACUGAAGUGCAUUUCUUGCCAUUUAAUCCUGUCCAAAAGCGCACUGCAAUCACCUAUUAUGACUCUAAUGGAGAUUGGCACAGAUCUAGCAAGGGUGCUCCCGAGCAAAUUAUUGAGCUCUGUGGCCUCAAAGGGGAAACCUUGAAGAAGGCACAAGAGAUCAUUGACAACUUUGCCAACCGCGGCCUUCGUGCUCUUGGCGUUGCACGACAGACAAUCUCGGAGAAAUCGAAGGAGAGCAGCGGUGAGCCAUGGGAAUUUGUGGGACUGCUGCCUCUGUUUGAUCCUCCGAGACAUGACAGCGCAGAGACCAUCAGGAGAGCCCUGGAGCUGGGCGUCAACGUCAAGAUGAUCACGGGCGAUCAGCUUGCCAUCGGUAAGGAGACCGGGCGGAGGCUAGGCAUGGGCACCAACAUGUACCCAUCUUCAUCCCUUCUUGGACAGAGUAAGGAUGAGUCCAUUGCUUCCAUUCCCAUUGAGGAACUCAUCGAGAAAGCCGAUGGAUUCGCUGGAGUUUUCCCAGAACACAAAUACGAGAUCGUGAAGAAACUGCAAGAGAGAAAACACAUAUGCGGCAUGACUGGGGAUGGAGUGAACGAUGCCCCGGCCCUGAAGAAGGCCGACAUCGGCAUUGCGGUUGCUGACGCAACAGAUGCUGCGAGGAGCGCAUCGGACAUCGUGCUGACGGAGCCGGGUCUGAGCGUGAUCGUGAGCGCAGUGCUGACGAGCCGCGCCAUCUUCCAGAGGAUGAAGAACUACACCAUCUACGCAGUUUCAAUCACCAUCCGUAUCGUUCUAGGAUUCAUGCUGAUCGCCCUGAUCUGGAAGUUCGACUUCUCGCCCUUCAUGGUUCUCAUCAUCGCCAUCCUCAACGACGGAACCAUCAUGACCAUCGCCAAGGACAAAGUCAAGCCGUCUCCCAUGCCCGACUCAUGGAAGCUCAAUGAGAUUUUCGCCACCGGCAUUGUUCUUGGGACUUACAUGGCUGUCAUGACCGCCAUCUUCUUCUACCUCGCAGCUGAUACCGACUAUCUCUCUGCGAUUUUCAAAGUGAAGUCUUUGAGGGAAAGUCCAGAUGAGCUUACAGCUGCUCUCUAUCUUCAAGUGAGCAUCAUCAGUCAAGCACUCAUCUUCGUGACGAGGUCACGAAGCUGGUCUUUCGUCGAACGCCCCGGUCUCUUGCUUGUUUUUGCUUUCUUCGCAGCACAGUUGGUGGCCACGGUGAUUGCUGUUUAUGCCAACUGGGAAUUUGCAAGAAUCAAAGGCAUUGGAUGGGGGUGGGCUGGAGUGAUCUGGAUCUACAGCAUCAUCACUUAUUUCCCACUCGACAUCCUCAAAUUCAUCAUUGGCCUUGCAUUGUCCGGCAAAGCUUGGGAUUCCAUGAUUCAGAAUAAAACCGCUUUCACUACCAAGAAGGACUAUGGCAAGGGAGAGAGGGAGGCGCAAUGGGCCGUGGCUCAACGUACUCUCCGUGGCUUGUCGACUGCAUCAGACAGCGACAAGGAUCACAUCGAGAUAUCUGCAAUUGCAGAGCAGGCAAGGAGAAGAGCUGAAGUUGCAAGGCUGAGGGAAAUCCACACUCUCAAGGGACAUGUUGAAUCAAUGGUGAAGCUCAAGGGAUUGGACAUCGAAACCAUCCAGCAACACUAUACUGUGUGAAGAGUCAGCUUUAUGAAACGAUACAGAUCGAAGAAGUGACGGACACCAGAUAUAGAUAUUCAUCUGUUUCUUUCGUUUUAUGUCAUGAUAAAGAAUUGGAUGGAAGUCAUUUAUAAAACAUUCUUUGCUGCU